AUGCCAACAACUCCUCCAUCGUUAGUGCCAGAAAUUAUAUACAGAAAGCCGAAAGGUUAUAAAGGAAUUGACUGGGGGAAAAUUUACUACGAUAAAGACUGCAAAAUCAGGCACACCCCCAAAACAACCUACCCUCUGGGAAACAUUACAGAUGGGGAGUUAUUAAUUCAAUUUACACUGUGGACUGGGACAAAUGGAAAGGAUGCAACUGUUGAAGUGUUUAAUGGAGGGGAGAGUAUUAUUAAAUUAUAUACAAGUGAGACAAUGAUUACUCACACUUUUAAGGGUAAACUUGUAAGAGCAAUCCGACAACCGGUGAAUUUACUCGGAAUUGGAGCAUCGUUUACCGCAACUCUUCGCCUUACAAAGUAUUAUGUUUGGUCCAUGUUUUCAAGUAAUCAGCGGGGAUCUGAGCAUUUAGUUUUCAAAUAUUGGUCAGAUAAAUGGUGGAAAGGAGGAUUAUUCAAGGCAAAGGGAAGCAACUCAUUGAAAAUUUUUGGAGAUUUUGUUACGGUUACUCCAGUCAUCACUCGAACGCUAACUUAUGAUGAUAUAAAAAAUGUAAGAAAUAUUUUAUCGUACUUUCUCGAUUAA
Meloidogyne enterolobii is the source of this 594-nucleotide messenger RNA. NCBI's taxonomy places the organism in Eukaryota, Metazoa, Nematoda, Chromadorea, Rhabditida, Meloidogynidae. The record is from the annotation of a GenBank genome assembly.